Molecule: messenger RNA, 7400 nt
Organism: Zingiber officinale
Lineage: Eukaryota; Viridiplantae; Streptophyta; Magnoliopsida; Zingiberales; Zingiberaceae
Product: histone acetyltransferase HAC1-like
Exons: 17
Coding region: 774-6614 (1946 amino acids)
Biological process (GO): positive regulation of transcription by RNA polymerase II
Cellular component (GO): transcription regulator complex; histone acetyltransferase complex
Molecular function (GO): transcription coactivator activity; zinc ion binding; histone acetyltransferase activity
Source: RefSeq, a predicted model, not a curated record
GUUAUCACUCUUCCCACGCGUACUCACACGAACCCUACCCGCCGCCUCUCCUUUCCUUUCCCGAUCUUUUUUCCCUCUCACGACGUCGCCGGCCUCCUUCCGCCGGCAGUCUCUCCCUCACUAUCGCUAUCUAUUUCUCUCUCGUUUCACUCUCUCGCUCUGCUCUGCGUGUGCCCGGCGUGCGGUUGUCUCCGUCGUCGCCUGAGCACCCACUACCGCCGGAGCCGAGAGAGGCCGCUUCAGGCCAUCUCUUCCCUCCCUUUCCUUCCUAUUUGUCUACUUCUCCCUCUCCCUGUGCACCCCUGGCCGCCGGGAGCCUAGAGGGACCGAGCCCGGACCACCAUCUGGUGCUUCUCAGAGCCAGGGCACAGCCAGGAGCUAGGGCAAGCAGUCGGCCUCUCCUUGUUGUCUCUCUUAGCCACCGUCUGGUCCAUGUGCCCUUGCAUGAAGCCACCGCUCUUGUUGCUUUGCAUCCAACAUAUCACCGCGAUGAACAGAUCUUGCCUUGCGCGUUGGUCAAAUUAAAGGUAAAAUUUUAUAGCACGAAUCAAAUUACAAAAAACAGUCUUUAGGAGUUCCUCAUGUUUGAUGAAGUAUCAAAUCAGAGAAAGCAUACACCCAAGGACUGGUACACAAGAAUUUUCAUACACUUGAAGAUCCUUUCAAUAUCUAAUUGCCCCUCACCAAAGAAACUUCUAUUUCGAUCCUUCCAUACAAAAUAAAUCAUAGAUGACAAUGCAAGAUGGCGAACCUUCAUCAACAUUCGGCUCAUAAUGUCUUCCAAAGACUCAACGUCCGUUGGUGAUACCUGCUUGAAGUUCAAAUGGAAACUAUCCAAUUUUAAAAAUUCCAGCAUGCACAUGUCAGAUGCAACCAAAGAUUCUAGUGUCACAAAUGUGUCAUUUAUAGGAUCUAACCAAAGAUUGCCUCACAAGCUCGGUCGGCAACAACUGUCAGAUGCAUCAAAAAGCACUCCAGAAUCUUUAUAUUUACAUUCACAGCUGCAUGACACAGAAGAAGAAUCUGUAUGUCGGAGUCAGGAGUCUCAGUCAAUGUUGCUAAGGCCUCAUCAAACAUAUGAUCCAAUUGGGCAGCCUCAAUUGUUGCAUAAGGGUAGAUAUCUAAAACGACGGCACAUAUUAGUACAAAAAUGUGAUUUUGAGCCCUUGCAUUUGCAAAGCAAUACCAAAGUUUCACAUUCAAUUAAUUGCAAUAAUUUGUCAGAGCAAAUGCCGGGUGGGCCUUUGAUAGCCCAUGAUAUGAUUAAGCAGGAGCUACCUCUGGGAAUGAAAGAAUACAUUUCAUCAAAUAGUUCUGUUCUUACAGAUGUUUUAUUUGGUGAUCAUUCCAUGUUCCCAAGAAAACCAGCACAAUAUCAAGCAAUUCAGAAUCUUCUAUUCCUGUAUGAACAUGCUAGGAACUGCCAAAAUCAAGAAAAUCAUUGCAAUUUCUUCCAAUGCAGGAAUUUGAAAAGUGCUCUUGCUCACAUUUUACAUUGUAAAGAUGCUAAUUGUGCCAAGGGUUGCUACAAGUACAAGAACCUCUUUGAUCAUUAUGCAGAGUGCUCUAAUAAUUUUUGUAGUAUUUGUGGUCCUGUGAGAGCAAGAAUAGAAGAAGUUUCUCAAAGGAAUAUUAGCAAUGGUUUCGCAGAUUUUAAGACUCCUCUAGCUACUGUUGCAAGCAUGGAUCAAGAGGAAUCUGCCUGCAAACGUGCCAAAACUACAAGUCAUUUUGGUCAAAACCAAAUUUUUGGGGUCAAUGUAGAAUCAACAAAACCAAACCAUCAUUUUGGAGGAGAGCUGCAAGCAGACCAACUGGUGAGACUGCCUUUAGACACAAAUACUGGGAAUCAGAAACUAAUAAAAACUUGCACACUUGGAGAUGCAAAUACUACUAGUGCAAAACUAGUGGAAAGUCAAAAUACGGACUCCAUCCUUGGAAAUUCUGGAGAAACCUAUGGUUCUACUGAGGACGCCCAAAUUGAGAUCAAAGAAAAUCCUAGCGUGGAACCUGAUGAGUUAGCAAAUGUGGCUAUAUGCUCUGAGCCAGCAAAUGAAAUUCAGCUUGGGUUUCCUAUGGUUGAAAUCAGUGAUGGUAAUGCCGAAUCAUCUGCAUCUGCUAAUGUGGUUGAGACAAGGAUUGGAACCCCACUUAGUGUGGAUAAUGAUGAGUUAGCAAAUGUAGCUAUAUGCUCUCAACAAACAAAUGUAGUUCAACUUGGGUUUCCUAUGGAUGAAAUCAGUGAUGCUGGUAAUGUGAAUCUAUCUCCUUCUGCUAAUAUGGCUAAGACAAAGACAGGAUCGCCAAAACGAGUGACUUCUAAUCUUGAUACAUCCACUUCGGAAAUGCAUAGGGUUCACAUAGGCAGUUUCGAGCAACAUGUGGACCAGCAUAGAAGGAACAUGCUUUUCUCCUCCCUGAUGUCCAAUCCGCAUGUGGGGAGGCUAGAAAAACCCCAAGAGGUGAAAACAGCCUCACCAACUUCAAGCACCAAUGAAGAGAAAGUAUUAUGCGACAUGUUGCCUGGUAUCUCGUUCAGUAAUAAUACAUUUAAGAGCCCUGUGAUUGGUGAUCUAUGUUCUGCUUCCCAAAGAUAUAUACCUAAUGAGCACCAUCGUGUAGUUGCCCAUGCAUCACUUAGUUCUGGUGGAAACCUUGCGCCUUUGUCUGAAGAAACUCUGAGUAAACACCAUUUUGGUUGCCAAAUGUCAGCAGAACAAUAUUCUGAUAGUCAAAAUGAUCAGUUUUCAAAUGAAAAUAGGAGUAAAUGGAUGCCUUGCAUGUCUCAAAUACCUUUCUACGGCAAUGGUGACACCAGUUUGAGUUUCAAAUGGAAGCUAUCCAAUUUUAAAAAUUCCAGCAUGUAUGCGUCAGAUGCAACCAAAGAUUCUAGUAUCUCAAAUAGGUCAUCUGUAGGGUUUAACCAAAAAUUGUCUCACAAGCUCAGUCAGCAACAACUGUCAGAUGCAUCAAAAAAGACUCCACAGUCUUUAUAUUUACAUGCACAGCUGCAUGACUUGGAAGAAGAGUCUGUAUGUAGGAGUCACGAGUCUAAGCCAAUGUUGCUAAGCCCUCAUCAAGCAUAUGAUCCAAUUGGCCAGCCUGAUUUUGAGCCCUUGCAUUCGCAAAGCACUGUCAAAGUUUCACAUUCAAUUAAUUAUAAUAAUUUGUCAGAGCAAAUGCCAGGUGGGCCUUUGGUAAUCCAUGAUAUGAAUAAGCAGGAACUAGCUCUGGGAUCGAAAGAAUGCGUUUCAACAAAUAGUUCUAAUCUUACAGAUGUUUUAUUUGGCGAUCAUUCCAUGUUCCCAAGAAGACCAGCACAAUAUCAAGCAAUUCAGAAUCUUCUAUUCCUGUAUGAACAUGCUAGGAACUGCCAGAAUCAAGAAAAUGAUUGCAACUUCUUCCAGUGCAGCAAUUUGAAAAGUGCUUUUGCUCACAUUUUAUAUUGUAAAGAUGCUAAUUGUACCAAGCGUUGCAAUAAGUACAAGAGCCUAUUUGAUCAUUAUGCAGAGUGCUCUAAUAUUUUUUGUAGCAUUUGUGGUCCUGUGAGAGCAAGAAUGAAAGAAGUUUCUCAAAGGAAUAUUAGCAAUGGCUUUACAGAAUCUAAGACUUCUCUAGGUACUGUUGUAAGCAUGGAUAAAGAGGAAUCUGUCUUCCAACGUGGCAAAACUACAAAUCAUUUUGGUCAAAAUGAAACUUUUGAGGCCGGAGUAGAAUCAACAAAACCAAACCAUCAUUUUGGAGGAGAGCUGCAAGCAGGCCAACUGGUGAGACUGCCUUUAGAUACAAAUACUGGGAAUCAGAAUCUAAUAGAAACUUGCACACUUGGAGAUGCAAAUACUAGUAGUGCUAAACUAGCGGAAAGUCAAAAUACGGACUCCAUCCUCAGAAAUUCUGGGGAAACAUAUGUUGCUACUGAGGACACACAAAUUGAGAUCAAAGAAAAUCUUACCGUGGAACCUGAUGAGUUAGCAAAUGUAGCUAUGUGCUCUGAGCCAGCAAAUGAAAUUCAACUUGGGUUUCCUAUGGUUCAAACCAAAGAUGUUGGUAAUAUCGAAUUUUCUGCAGAUGCUAAUAUGAUUGAGACUAAAAUUGGAGACCCACUUAGUGUGGAGGCUGAUGUGUUAGCAAAUGUAACUAUAUGCUCUCAACAAAUGAAUGUAGAUCAACUUGGGUUUCCUAUGGAUGAAAUCGGUGAUGCUGGUAAUGUGAAACUAUCUUCUUUGGCUAAUGUGGCUGAGACAAAGACAGAAGCCCCCAAAAGAGUGACUUCUCUUCUUGAUACAUUCACUGUAGAAAUGCUUAGAGUUCACAUAAGCAGUCUUGAGCAACAUGUAGACCAGGAUAAAGCAAAGAAAGACAAAUCCCAGGAUAUGGAACACCUGGUAGAUCAGAACUUAUGCAGUUUGUGCAGGAUGGAGAAACUUACUUUUGAGGCUCCACCUCGUUAUUGUUCAUCGUGUUACAAGUUAAUCAACCCUAGGGGAGUCUAUUAUACUAUCAGAAGUUUGAAGUACACGGAUUAUGAGUGCGGUGCAAAGAUCUCUUUCUGUAGCAAGUGCUAUGGUUCCUCUGGUGAGAGUAUCAAGGUUGCUCGUCAAGAAAUACGAAAGGUGAAUUUGGAAAGGAGGUUGAACUAUGCUGAGAGUGAUGCUGAAAAUGAAUGGUGGGUCCAAUGUGAUAAGUGCAAAGCAUGGCAGCAUCAAAUAUGUGCUCUUUUUAGUGGAAAAAGGAAGGAUGCAUUGCAAUCCGAAUACACUUGCCCAGAGUGUUGCUUGCGCGAACUGGAAUGUGAGAUGCAUAAACCAGUACCGCGAAAUGCAGUUCUUCGGGCAACUGAUUUGCCAAAAACUAUGAUGAGUGAUCAUAUAGAAAAUUGGUUAUUUGAGCACCUUCAACAAGAGAGAGAAGAAAGGGCAAGGAAAUUACAAAUAACUGUUGAUGAGGUGCCUGGGGCCAAUGAUCUUGUCAUUAGAGUGGUCUCAUCAGUUGACAAGAAAGUGGAAGUAAAUCCAGGUUUUCAAGAGGUUUUUAAGGAGGAAAUGUAUCCUGCAUAUUUUCCUUACAAAUCAAAGGUUAUUCUGUUAUUUCAGACAAUUGAAGGUGCAGAUGUUUGCCUUUUUGGCAUGUAUGUUCAAGAAUAUGGUUCAGAGUGUUCUUUGCCAAAUCAAAGGCGCGUUUGUAUUUCAUAUAUAGAUUCUGUCAAAUACUUCAGGCCUGAAAUAAAGGCUGUUACAGGAGAGGCUUUGCGGACCUUUGUUUAUCAUGAGAUCCUGAUAGGGUACCUUGACUACUGCAAGAAAAGAGGUUUCACCAGCUGCUAUAUAUGGGCUUGCCCAUCUCUAAGGCAAGACUAUUAUAUUCUAUACUGCCAUCCUAAGACACAGAAGACACCAAAGUCUGAGAAGCUUCGAGAAUGGUACCAAGUUAUGAUACGCAAGGCCAUAAAGGAAAAAGUAAUUCAGGAGCAAACCAAUUUAUAUGAUCAUUUCUUUGUUCCCACUAGUGAAAGCAAAGUUAAGGUUACUGCAGCUCAGUUGCCAUACUUUGAUAGUGAUUUCUGGCCUGGAAAAGCAGAUUUUCUUCUGGAGGACAAGAACAAAUCUCAGGCCAAAGGCACAAAGGCAGUGAUCGAGAGAGCGCUAAGGGCUGCCAAACGGGAUGCAUCAACUGGAAAUCCAAAGGAUAUUCUACUUAUGCACCAACUUGGAGAAGUUAUCCGCCCAAUGAAGGAAGACUUUAUCAUUGUCCACUUGCAGCACACCUGCAAAUAUUGCUAUCAGCCUAUUAUGUCUGAAAAACUUUGGGUCUGCAGUGUCUGCAAAAAUUUUCAACUGUGUAUGCAGUGCCAUGAUAAGAUGCAGGAUCUUGAUAAGAAGGAUAGACACCCUAUUACUGCUAAGGAAAAACAUUCCUUCCAAUUAGUGGAGAUCGAUGUUCUUGCAGAUACUCAUGACGAAGAUGGAACUAUAGAAAGCAAAUUGUUUGAUGUGCGAACUGGUUUUUUAAAUUUUUGUCAAAAUGAACAAUAUCAGUUUGACACCCUCCGUAGAGCAAAGCAUUCAACUCUGAUGAUCCUUUAUCAUCUUCAUAAUCCAAUGGAAUAUGUGUUUACAUCCUCAUGCGCCAUGUGUCAUGGUAGCAUUGAUGGUGGACAAAAUUGGCACUGUAUGAACUGUCAGGGUUACCGCCUUUGUGAUUCUUGCUAUUUGAAAGGGACUUCUCACCAUCAGUUGGUUAGUCACACCAUGUUGCCUGGGAUCAAUCUGCAGCCAAAGCAACAAAGAAGUGGAAGAUUAAACGUUCAUAUUGUCCUUGAUGCAUUGCUUCAUGCUGCAAAGUGCUAUGCUCCUCGAUGCACAUAUCCAUAUUGUUUGAAAGUCAAAAAGCUCUUCCUCCAUAGCAGGAGAUGCAAGGUGCGUGUUCCUGGUGGUUGUAUAUCAUGCAAGAAGAUUUGGCUGCUACUUCAGCAUCAUGCUUGUAUUUGCCAAGACUUAGAUUGCCAUAUGCCUCGAUGCAGGGAUCUAAAGGUCUAUAAAAUGAAGGUGAAAAAUGUAACAAAAGAAAGAAACAGACUACAUGCUAGGGUUUCUGCAUCUGCUACUUGGAACUGACGUGCAGUUUCUGAGUUUUAGGAAGGGUAUCUUUCGAGUUGAUAAGAAGAUUUAUUUAUUUGAAGUUAGUGGACUAGCAGUGGAGUUCUUGUGCAGAAUGAUGAUGGCGGCACCACUACUGUCGUCUAUGGAUUGUCACUGCGGCCUGACUAAGCACUGCUUGACCUGCUACUGAUAAUUUGUUAGAAUAGUCAUCCUUGGAGGUUGCUAAGAUGAUUCAAUUACCAAAGCUGAUAAACCCGCAGCUGCUGUGGAUCGACCUUGGUUUUUUUAAAACUUGCAAAUCUGAAGGUAUACGCAGAAGAUGAAGAACAUGGUGGUGUUUUUGAAUCCACUAUUGACCAGAUGAGCAGUUUGCAAAUUUUGCUGGAAAAUGACAUUAUCAGAGAGACAUUAGGAGUUAGAUUUAAUUAUCCAAGUAUGUAAACUAGCAAUUUUAGUCUGAUUCAUGCCUGGAUUGGAAGUGAAAAGGACCCUAAUUCCCUAACGGCUUGUAAAUAUGGAGCCCUGGAGAACCGGCAUACUUUGCCUCCGACAGUAAUUCAGCAUUCUAGCUGCACGUCAAGGAAAAAUAGCCUAGCAACUAAGGAGCAAGGAAAUGAAAACCAAACUUGAGGGUGCAAUGACUAAAGGAUCAGUUGUCCAAGCUUCUUGGAUAACAUGUGCAUUAGUUUGAAUUAUGUAUUUGCAUUUGAUUCUUUUUAUAUGAUCAAUAAUUUUGUGACCGGGCAAAAUUUUCAUAAAUUGAUAGAUUUCUUUAAACGUUCUUCUGUGUUUGAUGGUAAA